Molecule: messenger RNA, 5093 nt
Organism: Marmota monax (woodchuck)
Lineage: Eukaryota; Metazoa; Chordata; Mammalia; Rodentia; Sciuridae
Gene: Slc45a3
Product: solute carrier family 45 member 3
Exons: 6
Coding region: 2122-3783 (553 amino acids)
Biological process (GO): transmembrane transport
Cellular component (GO): membrane
Molecular function (GO): sucrose:proton symporter activity
Source: RefSeq, a predicted model, not a curated record
AGGUUAGGCUGCACUCUCCUCCAAGGGUGGGCAGACUCGAGCUCCUUCUCUUGGGCCUGCUUUCACCUUGCUGUUCACCAAGCAACUGUUUUUGAGAACACGCUUCCCAAGAACUAAAUCUCAUCCAGAGCCCUCUGAUUAUAAAUGGGGCUGGUCACAGACCUGAGGAUGUCAAGGCUGAUGAAGACCAUCAAAUUUGCAGCUCUGGAGGGCAUGCAGAGCUGGGACCAGCCUCUGGGUCUGGCCCUCUGGCCAAGGUGCUGCUCCUCAGUGGGUUUGUUCUACCUGCUCCAUCUCCUCCCCGCUUUCCUCUGUGCCUCACCUCCUGAGGGAGGCCAGGCCUAGGCAGAGGACCAGGAUUGGUUGCGCAUGGAUGGGGAGAGCCGCCUGGUCUGGCCUGGCUGACUGGCAAGGGUCAAGUUCAUUAGGAGGGAGGCAGUUCAGGUUUCACUUUGCAGGAGCCUUGUGAAGAGGUGGAAGGAGGCGGAAGGAGCUUCCUGAUGGACUGAAGACUGUGCCAAGGUCCCGAGUCACCCCCCAGGGUCCUCUUACCCAACCCUGGACCACAGGAGUUUUGGGUACUUUGCAUUUAUUGUAGCCCAAGAAGAGAAACAAUUUAGUUACUAAUUUCUGCCAGGAACAGAGUCCAACUCUGGGAGGAAGUAGGGAAGAGGGCAGCUCUGCCUCCAGGUGUCCUGCUUACUUGGCUUGAUUUCAGGUGACAGCUGACCCUUGGCAUUGUGCUGGUACUUGAACAGUGUGUGGGCAGGUACUGGAUGGGUAAGUGCAGCCUCGGUGCCUUCUCCACCAGAUUCCCCUAGACUCUCAUUGGUAGCAGGCUGUGAAAACUUCUUCCUUAAUGCCACAAGACUUUGUCAGUGACCCUCAGUAGACACCUGUCCAUGGAGAGCACCUCCCUGAGGUCGGGGUUAGGUGUGAGAUCACCUCAACACACACCUGGAAAGAACCAUAGGCAUUAUCUAGACUAGCUCUUCUUUUACAGGUGUGAAAACUGAGUCCCAGAGAGAUGAAAUGGCUCGUGCAGGCUACACAGCCGUAGACAUUGCUGAAACAGGACUACACUCUCCUGGCUCCCAAUUCAAAGUGCUUUCCAGAAUUUUCAAAUGGUUCCAAAUUUUUCUUUUCUUAUUUGUGCAAACUUGGGCACGUUUCUUAAGUUCUCUGAAACGGAAACUUUCAUCCUUAGAAAAUAGGAAUAUUAAAUACCUACUUGGUAGGAGAGUGUGAGUCGUAUGAAUUAUUAAAAGGUAGAUCAAGCACCUAACACAUGCCAGACACCUCCUGGGCAGUUAGUAGGGGUCAGACACUGGGGAUCAUUGUCCCUGUGGAUGGAAACCACCCACUCUCAGACCUCCCUUCUCAGCCUUCCCACUGCAGGCAGGUCUGUGGCAGUGACCUCUUCUCACCUGUUGGGGCCAGCACCUGGGGAGGCCGUCACAUUCUUGUCAUUCCUCCUGCUGGGGGCUGCAGGAGGCGCUAGUUGUGUGUGUGUGUGUGUGUGUGUGUGAGAGAGAGAGAGAGAGAGAGAGAGAGAGAGAGAGAGAGAGAGAGAGAGAGAGAAAUAGAAGCUAGAAGCUGAGGAGUCCGGGAUAUGGUCCUCCUAACCACUAUGUUUGGAAAGCAGAGAGCCCCGCCAAGCUCCCUCCACUGAAGAAACUUCACAUUAUUUAUCUUAAAACACUACAUGUCUGCGAACCCGGGGCCGUAUGCAUGCUGGGCAAAGCCUUCUACACUGAGCCACAUCCUCAGCCCAGGUCCGUGGUCUUCAUCUAAGUUUCCUUGCCUGUGAGCCUGCAGCCCCUCACUCUCUCUGACAAGCUGCUAAGCAGAAGGCUUCCAGUCAGCGGGAAGAAAAGGCCGCUCAGCGGGGAUCUGAGUGACAAGAAUUGUCCCCACUGAAGUGCUGCGGGGCAACGGUGUUUAGCAUGGGCUGAGUCAUUGGACCUGUACCAGAGGGCCGGCGGAAAUGGGCACCUGGCUGAAUCCUAGGCAGUCGGUAGCAGCAAGGAGGAGAGGCCUGGGCUUCUGGGGCAGGGCUGAAAUAAAGCUGCUGUGGAGUGUGUGAACAGUUCCGACUGAGCCCCACCUGCCUGGCCCACCAUGGUCCAGAGACUAUGGGUGAGCCGCCUGCUCCGGCAUCGGAAAGCCCAGCUCCUGCUGGUCAACCUGCUGACCUUUGGCCUGGAAGUGUGUCUGGCCGCUGGCAUCACCUACGUGCCUCCCCUGCUGCUGGAAGUGGGGGUAGAAGAGAAGUUCAUGACCAUGGUGUUGGGCAUUGGUCCAGUGCUGGGCCUGGUCUCCGUCCCACUCCUAGGCUCAGCCAGUGACCAGUGGCGUGGGCGCUACGGCCGCCGGAGGCCCUUCAUCUGGGCCCUGUCCUUGGGUGUUUUGCUGAGCCUCUUUCUCAUCCCGAGGGCGGGCUGGCUGGCAGAGCUGCUGUGCCCAGAUACCAGGCCCCUGGAGUUGGCACUGCUGAUCCUGGGUGUAGGGCUGCUGGACUUCUGUGGCCAGGUGUGCUUCACUCCACUGGAAGCCCUACUCUCUGACCUCUUCCGGGACCCAGACCACUGUCGCCAGGCCUUCUCUGUCUACGCCUUCAUGAUCAGCCUUGGGGGCUGCCUGGGCUACCUCUUACCUGCCAUUGACUGGGACGCCAGCGCCCUGGCCCCCUAUCUGGGCACCCAGGAAGAGUGCCUCUUUGGCCUGCUCACUCUCAUCUUCCUCACCUGCAUGGCAGCCACCCUGUUUGUGGCCGAGGAGGCUGUGCUGGGUCCGCCUGAGCCAGUGGAAGCACUUUCAGUCCCCUCCACGUCUCCCCACUGCUGCCCAUGCCAUGCCCACCUGGCUUUCCGGAACCUGGGUACCCUGUUUCCUCGGCUGCACCAGCUCUGCUGCCGCAUGCCUCGCACCCUGCGUCGACUCUUUGUGGCAGAGCUCUGCAGCUGGAUGGCACUCAUGACCUUCACACUGUUUUACACGGAUUUUGUGGGUGAGGGCCUGUACCAGGGCGUGCCCAGAGCAGAGCCAGGCACUGAGGCCCGGAGACAUUAUGACGAAGGUGUGCGGAUGGGUAGCCUGGGGCUCUUCUUGCAGUGUACCAUCUCCCUGGUCUUCUCCCUGGUCAUGGACCGGCUGGUGCAGCGAUUUGGCACCCGGGCAGUCUACCUGGCCAGUGUGGUGGCCUUCCCAGUGGCUGCUGGCGCCACUUGCCUGUCUCGCAGUGUGGCUGUGGUGACGGCCUCGGCAGCCCUCACCGGGUUCACCUUCUCAGCCCUACAGAUCCUGCCCUACACGCUGGCCUCCCUCUACCACCGUGAGAAGCAGGUGUUCCUGCCCAAAUACCGAGGGGACACUGGCAGUGGUGGCAGUGAGGACAGCCUGACGACCAGCUUCCUGCCAGGCCCAAAGUCUGGAGCUCCCUUCCCCAACGGACACAUGGGUGCUGGAGGUGGUGGCCUGCUCCCAGCUGCCCCUGCGCUCUGCGGCGCCUCCACCUGCGAUGUCUCCAUGAGAGUGGUGGUGGGUGAGCCUACCGAGGCCAGGGUGAUCCCGGGCCGGGGCAUCUGCCUGGACCUUGCCAUCCUGGACAGUGCCUUCUUGCUGUCCCAGGUGGCCCCAUCCUUGUUUAUGGGCUCCAUUGUCCAACUCAGCCAAUCUGUCACUGCCUAUAUGGUGUCAGCCGCAGGCUUGGGUCUGAUUGCCAUUUACUUUGCUACACAGGUAGUAUUUGACAAGAGUGACUUGGCCAAAUACUCUGUGUGAAAUGCUUCCUGCACACUGAGGAGGGGGCCUGCCUUGCCUGGUCUGCGUUCCCACCGGGCUGCAGGGCUGACUUUCCAGUUUUUGUUGCUGCCAAAGUGGCAUGGCUCUCUGCUGCCACCCCGUGGCAGUGAGUUGCAUAGCUGCAGAGAUAGGGGACGGUGGCUUCCCUCUCCCAUCUCCCCAGUCUCUAGGGCUGGCCGAAUGGCAGUUUCAGUGUGGAUUUGUGCAAGGAGGCCAGGAAGGCAGAAUAGUUGAUUAGCUCCAUGCACUGGAAUGCAGGACUCUGCAGGUGGCCUGGCCAGGCUCAGGGUUAACAGCCAGUGUCCUGAUUGAGACCUACCUGGAGAAGGGAUUUGAAAAACUGAACAAACUCCCACCCCAGGCCCCCUUAUUCUGCAGAACCCCUGCCCGUGUGGCUCUUGCAUGGAAGUUUCUAGUGUGAAACUUUCAACAAUGUUUGGAGGGGUGAAAGCUAAUUGAGAGGAAGAGUCCUAAGGGGCCAGGUGAAGCCCCCUUGGUCUACAGCACUGCCUUUCUGCUGAUCCCCCCAAACCCUUUUAUCAGGACAUGGCUUGUUGGUCCCUGGGUUGCCAUCAUGAGGACACAGGCCUUUAAAUAUUUAACUUAUUUAUUUAACAAAGUAGAAGGAAAUCUAUUCCCAGCUUUUCUGGGUUGGUGUCUCGGAGUUGGGUUCAGUGGGAUCACCAACAACCAGUCCCCUGAAAUGUCUGGUCAUUGGGCUGAGCAUUGCCAGAAUCCCUUCUCUUGGGGUGAUAGGUCUGGCCCCCAAAACUACCUAACCCAGCACCUUGGAAGCACUACUCACCCCAGUUGAUAUCCCAGAUGUCCUCACCCAAGGCUGGGGACAUAAGGAACAGUGGAAAAGCUCCGGGCCUCAGCAGCAUCCCCAGCCUCCUCUCCUCCCUUGGCCCAGCCUAGCUCCUCCAAUUCCCCUCUGUUCCCUGUAGGACUGGGAGGAUAAAACACUGCCCUUCACUCCCACUUCACCCCAACUUUCCCCACCGGCUCCACAACCUCUCUUUGGGGCUAUUGCAGGACCAGAAGCACACCUGUGGUUCCUCGAGCCUUUGUCCAUCUCAGCCUCCAGGGCAUAUCUGUGCUCGGGGAAUCUCACACAAACUCAGGAGCACCCCACCGAGCCAAGGAGCUCUUAUAUCUUGGGGGUUUAAGUGCCGUUUGCAAUAAUGUUAUGUCUUAUUUAUUUAGUGGAGUAAAUAUUUUAUACUGUAUGUGAGCAAUCAGAGUAUAAUGUUUAUGGUGAUGAAAUUAAAGGCUUCCUAUAUGUUUAA